AGGUGCGUUCGGGGAACAAAUUGCUUUAAAUGUUCAUUCUCUGCUUUGUUUAUAUCAUUCAGCUACAGCUGGAUUGAGAAAAACAUGUGUUAUCAAAUGUGAUUUAAAAUAAAGAAACAGAACUAUGAGCGAGGCGAGCGAACCGAGUGACAUUGAAACGUUUGAUAAACAAGACAAGGAUGCAGAUUUUAACGUGGACGAUUAUCGUCCAGAAAUGGAUAGCGAUGAUUCCUUUAUCGAAAUGCCGGAGAAUAAUGUACAGAUGAAUCAACAGGAUGGCCUGUGUACAGGUCCAAUAAUUUCUGGACACAAAUUUGAUAAGAAGCUAAUAUGCAUUAAAUAUCCUGGUAACGUAGUUAACGUUGAUAAAGCAAUUGAAACAUUAGGUGGCAUUAGCUCUAUUUCUAUGACUGUAGAUGCUCCUAACAGAAGACUAGAAUUGCGAUUUAGACCUGAUGAUGGAUAUAGCAAACCUGCCUGUGGAGAUAGACAUAGUACAAUUGGUUUUUUACUCAGAGUUAGGAUUAAAAAAAAUAGGGUAACACAAGCAGAUAUAAUAGAAGCUACAAAAUCGAAAUGUACAAAUACUACAAAUCUGGAAGCUUGCGUUAUCGACAGCAAAGAAAAUUUUAAAAUCACUAUAAAAGAGGAUAACUGCAAAGAUAAUGUUAGUAUUGAAGAUACUGUAGAGAGAAGACAUACUGCAGAUGACAUUAAAAAUUUUGAUGGUGCACAUGAAGAAAGCUCACCAAAAAGAAAAAAGAAUGUAUUGUCUACAUUUGACAAUAACAAAUAUGAAAAUUUAUCCCAAAAGACAGAUUAUGAGUUGCCAUGUUUAAAAAUAUUAGGAAGAGUUGAGACUGAAUUCAAAUUUACUAAUUUAUGCGAUUUUCAAUAUGUACCAAUGACACAGAGUAAAUCAAAUCCAAAAGAAUUGGAAUGCAUAUAUAGUUCGAUUUAUCCAACAGGUAUUCCACCUUAUUCUUGGUUGAAGAAUGAUGUGCCUUAUUUUCUGCCACCAGCCGCGUUUAGUAGAAUGGACACUGUGCAGCAAUAUAUACCAAAAACUGAGAUAGAUUCUAAUUCAGAGAAUAUAAUUGGUAAAAACAAAAAGUGUCAAGCGGGCUUCCCCAAUUAUAUAUACUUUUCCACACAAGGAGUGCCCACCGCAGCACCAAAAGGUAUUGAAACAGCUAUGAAAGUAAAGUUUCUUCAGAAUGCACACUUGGAACAAGUGCGUCAACUUUUUGAAGAGCGUCCAAUUUGGUCCAAAAAUGCCAUCAUGUAUAAGACACAAUUUACGUCUGAACAAUUGAAGAUAUUAUUACCGUCAGUGGCGUAUUAUUUUAUGACCGGACCAUGGAGAAUCAUGUGGGUGAAACUCGGUUACGAUCCAAGGAAGGAUAUUAAUGCGAGAAAGUAUCAGACAUUGGAUUAUAGAUUAAAAGCUAUGCAUGGAUUAGGUUUGACUGUGAGAUGCAAAAGAAAUUAUUCAAAUUAUACAUUACCAUACAAAUCUGCGCCCGUUUCUAAACAAAAACCUGCUAUACUCACUGCUACUCUGAGUCAGCAACAAAAUCCGAAGAAAGAGCGGCAUUUACAUGAGAAUGUAUAUAUAUAUCGAGAAGGCAUGGUACCUCCUUCUCGACAAAUGUUUUAUCAGUAUUGCGACGUUCUAAUAGGAGAAAUACAAGAAAUGUUGGCAAAGCUUCCUGAUCCCUUACCUGGUAUAAAAUGUCAUGAGAAGAGAGGAUGGCUGCCAACUGAUUUUGAUGUACAAUGCAGAGAAAUUUUAAAUAAACAUGUACGCGCCGUUUUGAGAAAGAAAAUGAAUAUUCCUGAAGAUCAUCCAACAUCGCUUCCACGGAAACGAAAACAUGGCAUUAAAUUAAAGACUAAUAAAACGAUUAAUAAAAGAACCAAGAAGGGCAAAGCGAAUUCUACAGAGAUUCAAUCAAAUGUUACUUCUACUUUGGAAUUGAAUGAGAUUAAUGAAGAUUUAUAGCCUUGAGUUUAAGUAAUUAAAAUUAUAAGUAUGCCAAAAAAAAUCUAACUAUAUUUUUCUGCUAGAUACCUUUUGAAAAAUGCAUUGAGAUGUAAUAUUCUAAAUUAACUUGACAUUUGUUUAUAAAGCAUUAGAUU
Messenger RNA from Cataglyphis hispanica, 2142 nucleotides. RefSeq names its product general transcription factor 3C polypeptide 5 (gene l(2)37Cd). Gene Ontology annotation, biological process: transcription initiation at RNA polymerase III promoter. Gene Ontology annotation, cellular component: transcription factor TFIIIC complex. Lineage: Eukaryota; Metazoa; Arthropoda; Insecta; Hymenoptera; Formicidae. The transcript has 7 exons. The coding region runs from base 125 to 2005 and encodes 626 amino acids. The record is from RefSeq and is a predicted model, not a curated record.